Arabidopsis lyrata subsp. lyrata is the source of this 1737-nucleotide messenger RNA. RefSeq names its product putative F-box protein At3g17620. The transcript has a single exon. Bases 871 to 1509 code for a protein of 212 amino acids. NCBI's taxonomy places the organism in Eukaryota, Viridiplantae, Streptophyta, Magnoliopsida, Brassicales, Brassicaceae. The record is from RefSeq and is a predicted model, not a curated record.
CCAACAUCCGUGUGGAACCACGUUUCGAUCUUUUAAAUUAGGGGGAAAGUGGACUGGAACUUCCUAUUUGUGUAAACCGAAAUCGAGGUUCGAAUUCUGUGUAGUUCUGGUGCUAUAUGAAACUUUCGAGGGGGACACAGAUCAUUUACCCCUUUUCUUUUCUAUCGACGGAAGAAAUCUGCAAGUUACCGAGGAAAAAGGAAAGAGCUUUCGUUGGUCGCAGGUAACCCAAGUUAUAUAUAUAUAUAUUGAUUUAGAAGAUCAGGAAAUGGUGAAAGAUACACAGUAAGCUCAAACCCUAAUUUUCUAUUCCAUCGAUCCUUGUUUGAGAGUUGAAAACCAAUGACGAAGAUGUCUGAUCUCUCUAUAGAUGUGUUGGAGGAGAUUCUUUCUAGGGUUCCGGUGACAUCAACGAGAGCAGUGCGAUCUACUUGCAGAAAGUGGAACACUUUAUCCAAAAAUCUGAGCUUUAGAAAGAAGCACCUUGCUCAAGCAGCUUCAGCACUGAGAAGAGAAGGGGAGCUUCAGGCGAUUGUGUUGUUAAAUUUUAGUCUUUAUUUGAUGAGCGUCAAUCUCCAUGGAACUCACAGCGACGACUUUGAUCCAUCUAUAAGGUCUAGAGGUAAUCUUAUUAGCUUAAACGAUUCGGAUAUACUCAAAAUCACUCGAGUAUAUCACUGCGAUGGUUUAGUGUUAUGCGUCACAGAAAACUACACUAGGCUCGUGCUUUGGAAUCCGUAUACAGGGCAAACUCGGCGGAUCUGCGCCGAACUCAGAUCCGCUAAGAACAGUGGGUACUUGUAUAAUCAUGCUCUCGGAUACGACAAGAGCACCUAUAAAGUCUUGAGGUUUUGAAAUGUUUCCUCCGGGAUGUAUGUGCACGAAAUCUACGAUUUAAACACUAAUUCAUGGAGAGUUCUUGAUGUCACUCCAGACUUGGAUGUGGAGUUUGAUAAUUUUGGCCUGUCUUUGAAAGGAAACACGUAUUGGUAUGCUACAGAUAAGGAAUCACGAGAGGACGUUCCUGGUUUCUUACUCUGUUUCGAUUUUACGACAGAGAGAUUUGGACCGUGUCUGCCUCUGCCUUUUGAGUCUUAUUCUGAAGAUGCCGUGACUCUAUCCAGUGUUAGAGACGAGCAGCUUGCGGUGUUGUAUCAGAACUGUGAUACUUAUGAGAUGGAGAUUUGGGUAACGACCAAGAUUGAGCCUAAUGCAAUGUCCUGGAGCAAGUUCUUAGCGGUGGAUAUGAAUCCAUUAACUGGGUUAUGGUUCUAUGGUGGUGGGAGUUUCCUCAUUGACGAGGAGAAGAGAGCCGUGGUUGUUUUUGAUGAAGAUAAAAAUGUAUCAGAAACCAAUCGUAACACAGCUCACUUCAUUGGUGUGAAUGGUUACUUCAGAGAAGUGGAUCUCGGAAAAAUUACAACAGGCAAAGAGAUGGUUUUCCCGCAUGCCUUCUCUUAUGUUCCAAGUUCUGUGCUUUUUGAGUCUGGAUCUUAUGAGAAACGUUAAAAGCUGUCUUACCUUUGGCGUCAACUUUACUUGUUUUCCUAAUCGGUUCCAAGUUUCAUGUCAUCUCCUUUGGCACCAGCCACCAGCUAUGCUUGAAGAGUUUCCGGUGAGAUAUACAGUUUUUUUAAUCUAUUUUAGUCAGUUAUGUUACAAACUAAGUCUGAUUCUUGUAUUCUUUCCUACCAUUAAACCAAUAAAAUUUUCUCCUUACCAAUAAUUGGGUUAUUA